Messenger RNA from Solea senegalensis (Senegalese sole), 1687 nucleotides. It is a transcript of the gene prkacab, whose product is annotated as protein kinase, cAMP-dependent, catalytic, alpha, genome duplicate b. Gene Ontology annotation, molecular function: cAMP-dependent protein kinase activity; protein kinase A regulatory subunit binding; ATP binding. The record is from RefSeq and is a predicted model, not a curated record. Gene Ontology annotation, cellular component: nucleus; cAMP-dependent protein kinase complex. Gene Ontology annotation, biological process: peptidyl-serine phosphorylation. Bases 508 to 1563 code for a protein of 351 amino acids. The transcript is spliced from 11 exons. NCBI's taxonomy places the organism in Eukaryota, Metazoa, Chordata, Actinopteri, Pleuronectiformes, Soleidae.
UCUCCGGGGCUACGGGUGGGGGGGGCAAUGUUGAUUUGGGCGAAUUCCCACCGUUGUCGGACCCCGCCGAGGUUUAAUUUUAAAAGCUCGGUUCACUAACGAAAACUGGCAGGGUUUCGAUAGGGAAUAUCACACCCCUGCCUUCGGUGUCGUUAUUUCUCGGGCUGGGAGAGAGGUGGGGUGCCCAGGGUGGGCUCGCACGACGGGGGCAGCAAGGAGGGACAGGAUCCAGGCCAACUGUGACUGGCUCGGCCUGACAGUCCAGCAUCUGAGAUUAUACACCGUUAGCUUCCCGUGGUUUCGGGCUUUACGUCGUCUACUGGUGGCUGGUGACCGUGGAGCAAGUGGAGCCCACUGUCGUGGCGCCGCCGCCACCGCCGCAUCACGGAGCGCUUGAUACAUCUGGAUUUAAGGAAUAUCGUUCGCACCUAAUCGAGCUCAGACCGGCUUGAGGAGGCGGCAGGGCGGCCGAAAAAGCCACGGAUCGCCCGUUGUUAACUUGUCAUCAUGGGCAACGCGCCCACGGCAAGGAAGGGCAACGAGAUGGAAAGCGUCAAGGAGUUCCUUGCUAAAGCCAAAGAGGACUUCCUCAAGAAAUGGGAGAAUCCUGCACAGAACACUGCUUGCCUGGAGCAGUUUGAGAGGUUGAAAACCCUGGGCACGGGCUCAUUUGGUCGUGUUAUGCUGGUGAGACACAGAGAAACCGGACAGCAUUAUGCUAUGAAGAUCCUCAACAAGCAGAAGGUAGUGAAACUCAAACAGAUAGAGCAUACUCUGAAUGAGAAGAGGAUUCUUCAGGCUGUCAGUUUCCCAUUUCUGGUGCGGUUAGAGUACUCAUUCAAGGACAACACCAACCUCUACAUGGUGAUGGAAUAUGUACCAGGUGGAGAGAUGUUCUCCCAUCUACGGAGAAUUGGCAGAUUUAGUGAGCCUCACGCACGGUUCUACGCUGCUCAGAUUGUUCUGACCUUUGAAUAUCUGCAUGCUUUGGACCUGAUCUACAGAGACCUGAAACCUGAGAACCUGCUCAUAGACCAGCAGGGCUACAUUCAGGUGACAGAUUUUGGCUUUGCCAAACGUGUAAAAGGUCGGACCUGGACACUGUGUGGAACUCCAGAAUAUCUGGCCCCUGAGAUUAUUCUCAGCAAGGGUUAUAACAAGGCAGUGGACUGGUGGGCGCUGGGCGUGCUUGUCUAUGAGAUGGCAGCAGGAUACCCUCCUUUCUUUGCUGACCAGCCUAUUCAGAUUUAUGAGAAGAUUGUAUCAGGGAAGGUGCGUUUCCCAUCUCACUUCAGUUCAGACCUGAAGGACCUCCUGAGGAAUCUACUACAGGUUGAUCUCACGAAACGUUACGGGAACCUCAAGAAUGGGGUCAACGACAUCAAGGGACACAAGUGGUUUGCCACCACUGACUGGAUCGCCAUCUAUCAGAAAAAGGUGGAAGCUCCCUUCGUCCCCAAAUUCAAAGGACCAGGCGACACCAGCAACUUUGACGACUACGAGGAGGAGGAGAUCCGUGUCUCCUUCACUGAGAAAUGUGGCAAGGAGUUUGCUGAGUUUUAGAGUUUAGAGGAGGCGACAGAGGAGGAAAGAAGGAAGUAGGGAGAGUCUAAGGUAGGCUGGUCAAGUGGGAGACCUGAGGAGAGAAUACUGUCUCCUGUCCAAUCACAAGCACCAGCUACAAAAA